AAAUUAGAACCUGGAUGGGGCGGAGAGGUGUGGGCUCCUAAGGGAUCGGCACCCAGGAUCAGAAUUUGGGGAAGGGGUUGCGAUCGAGAGGGAAACGGGAGCAGGAACUGAGCAGGUGGGUGGGGAGAGAGAAAGAGAAAAAGAAAAACCUCCCGCGGAAGGAAGAGAGAGAGUAAAGUGAGAGUGACAUUAGGUAGCAGGAGGGGGAGGGGGAAGGUGUGCCUUCAGCCUGGCCUGGGAAGGGAGCCUGAGAGAUCACCCGUGGAGGGCCAGGUGCGCUGGCGCGAGGGAUGCCAGGGGCCGGAGAGUCUCCGUAGGCAGGCAAGGGGCGCGGCGGCACCGGCUGGCUGCUCCUCCCCUGGAGGCUGCGCUGCGCUGCCCUGCCGGGGGGCGGGUCGGGGGCAGUGGAGCUCCCGGCAUGUCGCAAGGGCUCCCAGCCACCGGCAGCGUCCUGCAGAGAAGCGUCUCUGCCCGCGGGAACCAGCAACAGCCGCAGAGCCCUGAGGAUGAUGACCGGAAAGUCCGAAGGAGAGAAAAAAAUAGAGUUGCUGCUCAAAGGAGUCGGAAAAAGCAGACCCAAAAGGCUGAUAAACUUCAUGAGGAAUAUGAGUGCUUGGAGCAAGAAAACACCUCCCUUCGGAGAGAGAUUGGGAAGUUGACAGAGGAGCUGAAGCAUCUGAAUGAAAUGCUCAAGGACCAUGAGAAGAUCUGUCCUCUGCUUCAUUGCCCUAUGAACUUUGUACCUGGGACACGGCCUGACUCCAUCACCAACUGCCUGCCCAGAUGAGGUCCAAGGACUCUCCUUGCCACAGGGUGAGGGAGAAUGCCUGAUGGGUGUCAGGGAGGAUGCCUGAUGGGUGUCGAGCAGGAUGAAAGGCUUUCCAAUUUAUGCCUUCAUGUACAAGGCUUUGUGACCAGAACUCUUUAUCCAUGAGGUGGUGGUGAAACCCUGUCUUGUCUCCUAAUCCUCUGAACACUUAAGUGGACACUCAAGUCUUUAGUUUCACUUUUUGUCUAUUUGGGCAUUUAGUAACUUUCAGCUGUCACUCAAGAUACUAGAUGUCUUUCCUCCUUCCCAUUAGAAUUUGGUUAAUAAAAGUUAUUUUUAUCUCUUCCUCAGCAUCUUAUUUCUCUAGGACUCCAAUCCCCAUAGAAUGUGACAUUUCAGUUAGGGUUUGGGUUUUGUUUUGUUUUCCUGUUGCUAAAGUCCUCUAACCUUAACUUACUUGUUUCUUGGCCAGUUUGAUUUCAUUUUUGAUGUUUUAGUUUGAUGAUUAUCUUCAUCAUUCCUAUUUUACUUCACAGAUUUAGAACUAGAUGAGACAUUAGGAAAUCAUCUUGUCCAACUGUCUCCUUGAAAAAAAAAAGCUUUCUUAAAGCAAUUAUGGACAUGGGAAAUAGUAAUAAACAUGAGCAUUUCCAUAUACAGAGAACAGAAAAAAAGGUUAUGUAUGAAACCAUGAAUAUCUUUUAGGUAUAGAUUCUUAUAAGCAUAUAUUAAAUUUGACAUUGUGGUACCAA
Molecule: messenger RNA, 1521 nt
Organism: Monodelphis domestica (gray short-tailed opossum)
Lineage: Eukaryota; Metazoa; Chordata; Mammalia; Didelphimorphia; Didelphidae
Gene: BATF3
Product: basic leucine zipper ATF-like transcription factor 3
Biological process (GO): regulation of transcription by RNA polymerase II
Cellular component (GO): nucleus
Molecular function (GO): RNA polymerase II cis-regulatory region sequence-specific DNA binding; DNA-binding transcription factor activity, RNA polymerase II-specific
Source: RefSeq, a predicted model, not a curated record